This is a messenger RNA of Periophthalmus magnuspinnatus, 1387 nucleotides long. Its product is annotated as protein kinase C eta type-like. Gene Ontology annotation, biological process: protein phosphorylation. Lineage: Eukaryota; Metazoa; Chordata; Actinopteri; Gobiiformes; Gobiidae. The transcript is spliced from 10 exons. Gene Ontology annotation, molecular function: protein serine/threonine kinase activity; ATP binding. The record is from RefSeq and is a predicted model, not a curated record. The coding region runs from base 158 to 1387 and encodes 409 amino acids.
GCCACGAAAACUUUAUCUUAACAUGAUCACUUUACAAGGAAAAAAGGACUUUAAAAUAUGCGUCAUGUUAUGAAGUGCUCUGACAUGAGGUGAGGUCGAGAGGGAUUCCUGUCCGUGCUUUCUGCUCUCGUCACGGAAUUAGGAGUUUGAUGACAAGAUGAAGUUUAAUGGUUACUUGAAGCUGCGCAUUGGUGAGGCUGUGGAGCUGAAGCCUACCACCUACUCACUGCGCCACUCUGUCAUCUUCAACAAAGCCACCCCGGCUCUGGACCCCUACAUCGUGGUCAAGGUGGACGAGUUUAAGAUUGGACAGACUCACACAAAACAGAAGACAAACAUGCCCACGUACAACGAGGAAUUCUGCCUUAAUGUGAAAGACGGAACACACAUAGAGCUCACCGUCUUCCACGAGACUCCCAUCGGAUAUGACAACUUUGUGGCCAACUGCACCAUUCAGUUUGAAGACCUGAUCCAGAAGCUCAACGCGGGGGAGAGCUUUGAGGGAUGGAUGGACUUGGAGCCGGAGGGAAAAGUAUACAUUGUGAUUACCCUGACUGGAUCCUUCACUGAUGAUGAUGCCCUGGUGCGCCCUCCUCAGAAGCAUCACAAAGAGCUGACCCGUACACGACAGGGAGCAGUGCGACGCAGGAUCCAUCAGGUCAACGGUCACAAGUUUAUGUCCACGUUCCUCCGACAGCCCACCUUCUGCUUCCACUGCCGUGAAUUCAUCUGGGGAGUGUUUGGGAAACAGGGUUAUCAGUGCCAAGUGUGCACUUGUGUUGUUCAUAAGCGCUGCCACAAGUUGGUGGUGACAGUAUGUCCGCGCAUGAAGAAAACUCAAACUGAGCAGCCGAUGAACCAGGGUUUCAGUAUCAAUGUUCCUCACAAGUUCAAUAUCCACAACUACAAGUCUCCCACUUUCUGUGACCACUGCGGUUCUCUGCUGUGGGGCCUUGUCCGGCAAGGCCUGCACUGCAAAAGUUGCAAAAUGAAUGUUCACAUCCGCUGUAAAAGCAACGUAGCCCCGAGUUGUGGCGUCAACAGUGUGGAGCUGGCCAAUAAGCUGACAGAGAUGGGUCUACAUCCAGGAGGCCUUUCCAAGCGCCCCUCAACGGUUAAGGGAGGCCAGGUGAGGGCGCCAGAGCGCACAGAGAGUGUGGAGGUACAACCACAAACAGUCAAGCUGGGCCUCCAAAACUUUACCUUCAUUCAGGUGCUGGGGAAAGGCAGCUUUGGCAAGGUGAUGUUGGCGCGACUCAAUGACACGGAGCACGUGUUUGCAGUGAAAGUGCUGAAGAAGGACAUCAUUCUGCAGGACGAUGAUGUGGAGUGUACCAUGACUGAGAAACGGGUGCUGUCGCUCGCCCGCUGCAGUAGGGGGCAGUAG